Molecule: messenger RNA, 435 nt
Organism: Microdochium trichocladiopsis
Lineage: Eukaryota; Fungi; Ascomycota; Sordariomycetes; Xylariales; Microdochiaceae
Exons: 1
Coding region: 1-435 (144 amino acids)
Source: RefSeq, a predicted model, not a curated record
AUGCACGGCAUGACAAAAUCUGCCAUCAAGCCCUGGAACCUGCCGCUCAGCGCCUCUGACUUUGCCAAGCUCGAGGCGGGUUUCUGGCCCUCCGAGAUGGACGACCAGUGGAUCUUCACCCCCGCGGGUCCCGACGACGAGACACGCCGCCGCCACGUCCUGCCCAGUGGCGAGGCUGACCCCGUCGAGCGGCUCGUCGUGCACGUCCUCCGCUUCUGGACGCGGAUCGAGUAUUUCCAGCUGCACCUCGUCAGAUCCGGCGCUGACGGAGACAGUGCCAGGAUAGAGGCCAUUACCUGGGACCGCACGUUUGGGCGGGACCUGGACGUCAGCGAAAGAAUGGCCAAGAUGCACGUUGUGCUGGCCACGAGGGAGGUGCUGGGCUGUGAGCUGGAAGCCGUGCCACCCUUUGACUGGGAAGAGGCGUAUCGAUAA